GUUUCUCUCUGCCAGGGCUGGGAUUGGCACCCGCUGGCACAGGACAUACCCUCGAAUAACCUGCUCAUGUUCCCAAGAAGAAACCGCAGCAGGAGAGUAUCACGCACACAACCGGGUAGAUCUGUCCUCUCUUCCUUCCAAGAGAGAAAAAAAAUAAGAAGAAGCCAGGGAAGGGAAGCGCGAAGUUGGCAGCUAACUAAUUCCACUGCAGAGAGUUGGGGACUGCAACGGCGCGGAGGCAGCGGCUUUUGUUGACAGAGGCGGCGGCGGCGGCCGGUGGGGGAAGAGGCUGCGAGAGAAAGGGGUCCAAGCGUUGACCAAAAGAGCCCCACACCUCUCCAGGAUCCCCCUCCUAGCCCCUAAGGGACAGCAUCUGGCUUUGGGGGCUCGCCAAGACACGAUCCGGGUUGUUUGCGGAUCACACUGCACCUGGAGAAGCCGAGCGCGUCCUCUCGGUGGAGCACAGCACAUCCCGCCAAGGAGCGAAGCCGCAGGAAGAGUCAGGGAGAUGUUCGCCCCACGUCCCUCUCUGGGGCGGAGAAACUUCCUUGGGUCCUUCGGGCUCCGGCUUUGACCCCAAGGCGUGGGCUGCCGGGUCUGGGAUGGCCAGGGAUGGCUUCGGAGGGGGGACCCGACCCCGCCGCUGAAACCGAGGCCAAUCCGCCAGAAGAAACAGCAGCAGAAGAUGAAGAAGAAGAACAAGAAGGAACUGCAGCUCCUGAUGCUGGAGAGGAGCAGCGACCAGUCAAGCAAUCCUUGAGUUCCUCCAUGUGCAGAGAGUCCCACUGGAAGUGCCUCCUCCUUUCCAUCCUUAUGUAUUCAUGCUUGGGGGCUGUCACUUGGUGCCAACUUACUAGAGUCACUAAACUCAGUUUUGAUACCUCUUUCAGAGGUAAAUCUAUGACUUACCAUGACAGUCCUUGCUCUGAUGGCUAUGUGUAUAUUCCAUUAGCCUUUCUCACAAUGCUGUAUGUGGUUUAUCUGGUGGAGUGUUGGCACUGCCGGACCAAAAGCGAACUUCAGUACAAAGCUGAUGUGGAAAGUGUCUAUGACCGAAUUGCCAGAAUGAAGCAAGCUACCCCGUGUAUCUGGUGGAAAGCCAUAAGCUACCAUUUUGUCCGGCGAACUCGGCAGGUGACCCGUUAUCGUAAUGGGGAUGCUUACACAACCACCCAGGUCUACCACGAAAGAGUCAACACCCAUGUGGCUGAAGCUGAAUUUGAUUAUUCCAACUGUGGAUUCAAGGACAUUUCUAAAGAACUCAUGGGCCUGGAGUUGUUUUCAGCCACAAAAUUAAAAUUCAGCAAGUGUUUCAGUUUUGCUAACACAGAGUCUGAGAAUUCUUACCUCACACAGAGAACACAUUUCUUCACAGAAAUUGAAGGGCUGGAUGACUACAUGGAAGUCAGAGAAGGAAUGAAGCUCAAAAACAUAGACUUCAAGGAACUCAUGAUGGCCUAUGGGGACCCAGAUCAUCUCCCAUGGUACAUCUCCCAUUAUGCUUUCUGGGUGGCUGCUUUAAUGAUGAUCUCAUGGCCACUGAGAGUUUUCAUAGAGUAUCGGACUGCAUAUGUACACUACCAUGUGGAGAAGCUCCUUGGGGUGGAGUACAGAGUGCCCGCUGUGGCAGAGGAGCCCUUGUACAGAUACCGCAUACCCAGAGUUAGCACCCAGGACAGCACUGAACUCGAGUGGCACAUUUGCACCAAUCGGCAGCUCAUUCCCAGCUAUUCAGAAGCCAUGCUCAUGAACUUGACAAGUUCUUCCAUGUGCAAUGGCUACUCCAUGUGCAGAUACAGUGAAAUUACUCAUGGUUGUGAGCGUUGCCAUCAUGCCUCUAGUACCUCCUCCAUCUUCUCUCGCCACGCUUUCCACAGCUGCAGUGGAAACUCACAGUUCUCUCUCAACACCAGUCACUUCUCCUUGUGCCGGGUUCAUGGCUCUCACAGGACAGGUCUCGGGAGGAGUCACAGCAGCAGCAUUGCCGACCGUGGCUGUCAGGAUGAACAGUGCUGCUCCCACUCUAGCCAAUUGGCUGUCAAUGAAAACCCACCGACUUAUCAAGAUGCUCGUUUUUUCCCAGUGCUAAUUGUUCAUAGGUCAGAAGGGCAGGAAGGGAGGCACUUCUGCCUCCGCCGGGCAUCCUGCCUGGAGACUUCAUUGUGAAAGCACCAUGAGGACAGCAUCACUUCCUGAAAGCCAUUUCCCAAAACCAGUGAUACAGUGCAACUGAUCCAAGUCCCAGUUAAUGAUUUUUCCUAAUAAGGGGACAUGCUUACUCACUAAUCUGUGAAGGAUAAAGUCUAAAAUGAAGGGUAAAUUAACAUGAAAUUAUUACACUGAUAUCCUGCUCUUCCUCCACCUUGUUCAGGGCAUUCUCUGUGAUGUUAUACUGUCAUGUCAUUACACUAACCUUAUAAUCAAUCCUCAGGCAAGCUAAAAUGACUUUGUCCAAGGCCAAGCUAUUAGCUUCCAGACUGAUCAGAUAUUUGAUUCCAAGUGUCUUUCCUCAAAGGCUCACACAUAUCUGCUAUUGCUACACCACACAAAACUAACAGUCCUAUGUAGUUAUAAUCUGUAGUCGAAUUUCCACACUGUCUUUUCCAUUGAAUGUUCAUACAGAAAAGCAUUUGUGUAUAGAUCUGCAGACAAAAUACAGGUUGAACAUCUCUUACCUAGAAUUCCAAAAUCCAAAAUAGCUCAAAAAUCUUCACAUGGGUGGCUGAGGUAGUGAUGCCUUUGCUUUCUCAUGGUUCACUGUACAUAAAGUUUGUUUCAUGCACAACAUUACUUAAAGUAUUGUGUAUAAAAUUAUCUUCAAGCUAUAUGUAUAAAUAUGUAUGUAUAUGAAACAUGUUUAGACUUGGGUUCCAUCUCCAAGAUAUCACAUUAUGUACAUAUGUGCACAUACAUGUAUUCCAAAAUUCAAAAAACCCUCCAAAAUCCAAAAUACUUCUGGUCACAAGAAUUUUGGAUAAAGGAUACUCAACCUUUAAAACUAUCCUAACUUUCUCCUCUCUAAAUCUCAUUGCACUCUCAUCCAGAAAUAUCCUUUCAUCUUGGUUUCCCAUAUUAUUUAUCUUCUUCUCCUUUCCUUUCUUUCUUUUUUUUUUUUUUUUUGGAAUUGUGGAAGAAUAUUCAUUUGAGUGUAUACAUGUACUUUGACAUUGUUAAUGUGUGACCUUUCCAUCCAUCAUACUGAUAAUGAAACCAGUCUUAGAUUUUCCUUCUAAGACCACAGUUUUAAGCUAAUAUCCCCAUAUCUCACAUGUCUACUGUAAAUAGAGCAAGGUAAGAGCUGAUAAGUUAAUGGAGAUUCAUCCUUGCUCAUCAUCAGUUAAAAAAACCCUACUUCACAUCCUACACUAUGCUGAUGAAAAUAUAUAAUGACAUUUAGUUUAACUGUAAAAGUGAGUUAAACUAUGAUUCUUGCUAGAGUAUUGUUAACUAAAUAUAUUUAUUAAAGAGCAUAGCUAAUCUGCUUCAUAUACUUGUUCUGAUGUCUUGAAGUUGUUCUCUUAUCAUAUGACAAUGGGACCAUGACAAUGUAUCCCAGAUUAUAGCAUCAUGAAGAGCAAAAAAGUCAUCCUCCUCGGUUUGGAGUAAUGUUCGGAGAUGUGGGAAAGGGCAGAAUCGCUUCCUUCACUGUUUCUCAAAAGAAGGGAUUGCAGAAUACAAGUCUCAGAUAGAUACAUCUAACACAGGCAUGGGCAAACUUGGGCCCUCCGGGUGUUUUGAACUUCAACUCCCACCAUUCCUCACAGCCUCGGGCCCUUUCCUUUUCCCCCUCAGCCGCUUAAGCGGCUGAGGGGGAAAAGGAAAGGGCCUGAGGCUGUGAGGAAUGGUGGGAGUUGAAGUCCAAAACACCUGGAGGGCCCAAGUUUGCCCACGCCUGAUCUAACAUCAUCUCUGUCUUAGCAGAGCUUUAUUCCCUUUUCUUAAUGCUAUCAUAUUCCUGUUUCAUUUUUCAAAAAAUCUCUUCCUUCUGUUCCUCCAUCUCCUCUCUAUUUCACUGUUCGAUGCUUGUUAGAUGUUCUUUCACGCUUUCCAAGAUCACCAAGUGAAUACCUGUCACCUAGAUCAAGUGCUUUUCCUGAUUUUCAGGCUACAGCCAGCAUCACUUAAAACUAGUUCCAGAAUAAAAACUUAGUUUUAAUGGUCGUGUAAAAGAGCGACUUUCGGCAAAUUUUGCUUGUCAGAUAGCCAGAUAACCAGCAACACCUGCUGAAAUACCUUCUUCUAUGCCACCAUUAAAGCUGUCUUCAGUUUUUGCCCUGACAACCCAUUCAACACAGAUUUAACUGGGCAAAUGAUCCAGAUAGGUAGAUAUAGGCUAAGCAUUCAUUAUCAGGAAUUAUGAAAAACUCUAAAAUAGUCCACAUAGGUGGCUGAGAUAAUGACAUAUUUGCUUUAAAAUAUUGUAUAAAAUUAUCUUCAGAUUAUGUAUGUAGAUGAAACAUAAAUGAAAUUGUGUUUGUUAUUAUAUACAUAUAUGCUAAUACGUGUGUACCAAAAUCUGGGGAGAAAUCCAAAGUCCCAAACAUAUCUGGUCCCAAGCAUUUUACAUAAGGGAUACUCAAUCUGUAUUGUUCAUUAGUUUAAGAUACAGCAAUGCAAACAAUAAUUGGUAGAGUUCAACAUCUAGUGAUCAGUUGCUUUACGAGCCUUGUAUGCUUUACAGAUCUUAUAUUUUAUGGCCUUUAAAGAAAGCAAUAAGAAAUGGAUAUGUGGGUAAUUUCAUGCUGUCCUUUGUUCACACUUGUGUGUAUGAUGUCUCAUUAUUUGAUUACUGAAUACUUGUUUAUGCUUAGCCAAAAGUGUAGAUAUCUCACUGGAAAGCACUGCAUUUGUGGUCAUGAUAUGAAAUAUUUUUCUACAAUGGUAAAUUAAUGAUAGCUCA
Anolis carolinensis (green anole) is the source of this 4900-nucleotide messenger RNA. RefSeq names its product transmembrane protein 151B. The record is from RefSeq and is a predicted model, not a curated record. Lineage: Eukaryota; Metazoa; Chordata; Lepidosauria; Squamata; Anolidae. The coding region runs from base 613 to 2166 and encodes 517 amino acids. The transcript is spliced from 2 exons.